Messenger RNA from Dichomitus squalens LYAD-421 SS1, 1230 nucleotides. RefSeq lists its product as uncharacterized. The annotation marks the transcript as partial. Gene Ontology annotation, molecular function: nucleic acid binding; zinc ion binding. The transcript has a single exon. The record is from RefSeq and is a predicted model, not a curated record. NCBI's taxonomy places the organism in Eukaryota, Fungi, Basidiomycota, Agaricomycetes, Polyporales, Polyporaceae.
AUGAAGUCGAUUAUGGACAUGCCAGUUGAAGGAACUAAGCUGGCGCCCAAGCUAUUCAAAGGAGAGGCAUCUGAAGUCGAGCCAUUCUUGCGUAGAUAUGAGCGCUUGGCCACUUUGCACAACCUUACAGCCAAAGAACGGUGCGAAACAGUCACAGACUACUGUAGCCGUCAUGUACGAGAGACAAUUGAGGGCUUCAAGGCUUAUCACGAAAGCAACUGGGAUCAGCUGAAGGCAGAUAUUAGAAAGUAUUGGAAUGCAGACCUUGAAUCUAAGAGGUUCCGGGUCAAGGAUUUAGAGGUCUUUGUUGCAUACUCACAGCGCCACAACAUUACGGAAUUGCGACAGUGGCGGAAGUAUUUACGGAACUUUAUCCGUGUAGCAGGAUGGCUUCACAGCCAAGGCAAGCUAUCAGACUAUGACUAUGCAUAUCAUAUGUGGAUAGGACUCCACCCACGGUUCCGUACUAGGCUUGAGACCCGGAUUCUGCUUGAACAGCCCAACCAUGACAUGUCAGAGCCGUUCUCGCCUGAAAGCAUCACCAAGGCUGCUGAGGUCAUACUCAGUAUUCAACGCUUUGACACUGAAAGGCUAGGAUCUGACGAAGCUUAUACAUAUGACUCUGAGAAUGAGAAGGAGUUGAGGAAAGAUGAUGGUGAAAAGAAGCGGGCACGGAAGCCCAAGCACUCUCCAGUGUUUGAUGACAGCGACACAGAAGAAGAAGAUUCAGAUAACUACUCAAAGGUAUUCCGGUCUCCAUCACGGGAACUGUCAAAAGAGGAAACAGCAUCCUCAAAGAAAGAGCAGAAGGGAUUAUCCUCAGAUGAUGAGUUUGACAAACUUGUUGACCAGAUGCAGUCUUUGUCGCUUGAAGAUCCCAAAUAUGGAAUCCUGUUUCUCAAGGCAUGCAAGUUGAGGCCCAUGGCUGCAGAUUGCCUUCGGAGGCCAAUGAUAAAUGUCGGGAUUGUGCCUCAGAAUAUGAGUAGAGAUGCACCUCCACAUAUGAACCAGCCGAACCCAAAUAGGUUUCUGCCACGGCGUGGACCUCCAGCACCACCUGGAAAUGGAUGCUUUGGCUGCGGAGAAAUAGGACACAUCAUGAAUGACUGCCCAAAGAUUCAGGAGAUGCUCAACAAGCGCGUGGUUCUCAGAGACUAUAGAGGUAGGUUAACACACCCUGAUGGCGCAGUGUUGCGUCGUGGGCAUGAUGAAAAUUGGAUGCAGGCAAUA